Etheostoma cragini (Arkansas darter) is the source of this 1343-nucleotide messenger RNA. RefSeq names its product progranulin-like. The record is from RefSeq and is a predicted model, not a curated record. Gene Ontology annotation, cellular component: extracellular region. NCBI's taxonomy places the organism in Eukaryota, Metazoa, Chordata, Actinopteri, Perciformes, Percidae. The coding region runs from base 93 to 986 and encodes 297 amino acids. The transcript has 6 exons.
UCUAACCUGCCAUAUAAAGACGUGCAUGCAUUGUUGAGUUCAGCAGAAGGGAGACUUUGGACAGACAGCUGUUGAAGCACUUUACUUGCAAGAUGUUGAAGAUACCUCUGUGGCUGUUAGUGGGAGUGUUUUUGUGGGGGUUUGCUUCCUGCUCCAUCACAUGUCCUGACGGGAGCGUCUGUUCUGAUUUCUCCACCUGCUGUGUGACUAAGCGUGGAUACGGCUGUUGUCCUUAUCCAAAUGCUGUGUGUUGCUCUGACUUGGCCCACUGCUGCCCUUCAGGGUUUAACUGUGACGUGGUUACCCAGAUGUGUGAGAAAAACCCAUGGAUGAAAAUACCAAUGGUGAAGAAAGAGAGUGCAGAGAAACCAAGCGCUCCUGUACUACCUGUAUCCCUCCUACAGGAGCUCGAAAACCACCAUGUGCCGGACCAAAAAAAGAGCUCAGUUGUCCAUUGUGACAACUAUUACGCAUGUCCUGAUGGCACUACCUGCUGCAGACACCCAGCAGGCACCUGGUUUUGUUGUCCGUACACAUUUGGCAGGUGUUGCCUGGAUGGCUUCCACUGUUGUCCUUAUGGCUACAACUGUGACCUCACGUAUACACACUGUGUGAGGCAAGGCCUGAGAUAUCCUUUCAGCCCAAAGCAAAAUCGGCCUUCAAUCCCGGCCUCUCUCAUUUCAAAUACAGAGGACAAAAGCAGCUUGCUAGAGACACCAAUGACAGCUCUGACAGAAGCCAGUGGCAGCAACGCUGAGGCUGGAGUCAUUCGCUGUGAUCCCAAGUAUUACUGCGCAGCAGGGACAUCUUGCUGCAAAGGACCCACAGGCCGUUGGAACUGCUGUCCCUUCCCACUGGGCCAGUGUUGUUCAGAUGGUCAGCACUGCUGCGAGUAUGGAUAUAGUUGCGACGACGCCUCCAUGUCAUGCAAACAAGGGUACCUUCACAUUCCCUCAGGAGUGCAGGAACACGCCAAAACAGACUGAGGACAUGUUGUUAAAGUGUGUGUACUGUGACAGCUUUGCAUUAGUUUGGUACAGACUGUAUUUCAGAUCAAAUCGUACAAUGCAGCAUCAUCAGACCAAGGUGACUGUUAAAUGAGUGAAUAAUGUGCUUGUAACCUCAAAGAUUAUUUGUCGUAUCCAUGUUGAAUUUAACGGAAAGUUUGUAUUUCAGUGGUGUAGUAACUAUGUUGAGACUAAGUUGAAUCUGAAGAUUUCUUUAGAAAUAGACAAAUCAGGUAGAGUUGUAUGCCAAUGCCAAAUCAUUCCAUGAUCUUUCCCAAUAAAACAUUAAAUUUGAACACAAACAUGAAUUUCUUUAAAUAAAUAAAAUUAGCAAAU